AUGGUGGUACUUUUAGCGGGCGAUUUGAGACAGACUUUUCCGGUUAUCACUAAAGGCACCCCUGCAGAUGAAAUAAAUGCGUGUUUAAAAGCGUCAACGUUAUUGGUGCACGUAAAAACGUUUAGUCUGUCUACAAAUAUCAAAGUGCAACUACACAAUGAUGUACAAUCUGGACAAUAUGCUGCUGCUCUUCUUAAAAUUGGAGAAGAUUGUAUGGCAAAGGAUGGUAAUGGCAUGAUUAGAUUGGAUCGUGAAUUCUGCAAUGUUUUGCAUAAUCCAGAUGAUGUAAAUAACUUCGUCUAUAGCGAACUGCUAACUAAUAUGAGGAAUAGAGAAUGGUUAUGUGAAAGAGCAAUUUUAGCGCCGACGAAUGAAAUGGUGGGACAGAUAAACGAGCAAAUUAUGUCACGGUCAGGUGAUAUUGUUGAGUUUUUCUCUGUAGACACUGCAAUGGAUACUGAACAAGUAACAUCAUACCCUGUAGAAUUUCUUAAUUCUUUAGAGCUGUCGGGAGUACCUUCAAACAAACUAGGCGUUCCUGUCCUUUUAAGGCGGAAUUUAGAUGCACCAAGAAAUGGCACACGGUUGCAAGUAACAUACCUCGGUCGCAAUAUUGUAAAAGCAAUCAUUAUGACUGGAAUGGAAAAGGAGUGA
Messenger RNA from Bactrocera neohumeralis, 654 nucleotides. RefSeq lists its product as uncharacterized. Gene Ontology annotation, biological process: telomere maintenance; DNA repair. The transcript has a single exon. The record is from RefSeq and is a predicted model, not a curated record. Bases 1 to 654 code for a protein of 217 amino acids. Gene Ontology annotation, molecular function: DNA helicase activity. NCBI's taxonomy places the organism in Eukaryota, Metazoa, Arthropoda, Insecta, Diptera, Tephritidae.